AUGUACUCAUUCCACGUUUCAUUGUUUCUUGCCAUUGCUACAUUUUCAAUCCUUCUUAAUUUCUUCUUCAUAUCUCAUUUUGCUUGUCAAAAAUCUUUCCAUUCUCUCUCUCUCACAACCUUUUCUUCUUCAUUCAAUUUAUCUCUUUUUUUUCCUGUUCUUCUCUCUGUAUUUCCUUACUUCUUCUCAUUUAUAGCUUUCUCCAACCUUUAUUCAUUUUUCUUCUUUCUUUUCCUUUUGAUUUACAAUCUGUUUGUGAAGCAUUUUUUUGUUUCUCAUUUAUUCAUCUGCAAAAAUGCAUGUCUGAUUAUUGCUUCUUCACCUGCCCUCCUACUUGCUUAUUCUUUCUUUCUUUCUUUCUUUCCCCCUCCCACACUCCCGGGGGGUCUCAAAGACCAGGCUGCAGGAAUCUGCACUUCCCUCACUCCCACCACAAUACUUUCCCCAUACAAUCACCCGAAAAAAUACAACUUGAAUAACACCAUCAUCCAACGUUUGUUCAGCCUUUAUUUACCAAAUUUCCCAUUCCUGCUUAUCUCCAUUGCAUCGUCCUGUUUACCAAACGCCGAAAUCAUUUACAUUUUCGACAGAAGAAAUUAA
Acanthosepion pharaonis is the source of this 600-nucleotide messenger RNA. Lineage: Eukaryota; Metazoa; Mollusca; Cephalopoda; Sepiida; Sepiidae. The record is from the annotation of a GenBank genome assembly.